Colletotrichum destructivum is the source of this 2874-nucleotide messenger RNA. RefSeq names its product Putative choline transporter. NCBI's taxonomy places the organism in Eukaryota, Fungi, Ascomycota, Sordariomycetes, Glomerellales, Glomerellaceae. Gene Ontology annotation, biological process: transmembrane transport. The record is from RefSeq and is a predicted model, not a curated record. Gene Ontology annotation, cellular component: plasma membrane. Gene Ontology annotation, molecular function: transmembrane transporter activity. The transcript has 2 exons. Bases 436 to 2739 code for a protein of 767 amino acids.
CUUACCGGUCCACUCAUUCACCUGCCUUCGUGCACUAGGCACCUUCACCUCUUCGUCUGGGCUGCACCGCAUGACCUUCGAAUCAUCUCUUUCCCGACACCUCGGUGCGGAUGCUCCUCUCACGAGCACCCCAGGCUUGAUCUGAAAUCUCUUUUCCGUCUAUGGGUGACUUUCUAUCCGAUCCAAGAACCUUAUCUCGGUAGCUGCUUUGAGCCCCAAUCUUGUCUUGUUUCCUGUUUGCGUAUACUCCAUUAGUGUCCACCGCUGCCGGCACCCAAACAUUCCAGCCGGUUGCUCUUUGUCCGUUAUCGUCAUUCGCACGCCUUCCAUAGGCCACCGACUUUAUCUAUACCCAUCGUUCCGCGGUGCCGGCCAGGCCCCCGAAGAGCACGCGAGUUUUCCGAAGAGGACGAGGUCCUCGCUACAGACAGCAACAUGUUCUCGGAAUAUGCGUCCAGGUUCUUGGCGCAGUCGCAAUCCCGACUCUCCAACUUUGCAGGCCAAGUCGAAGGCAACGAAAAUCGACCACGACAACCGAACGACUGGUCAUCGCGACCUCCGCGAAAUGGCGGACGGUCCUUCCUCGGCAGAGGCUACGGUGGAAAUCCUUACCAGGCGGGCAGCUCGCGUUUUGGGCAGAUGGGCUUCGGCUCCCGCAUUUCCACCGCCCAGGACGCGCCGCUCUUUCACAGCACGCUCGACGAGUACAUGGAGGACGACGAGGGGGACGAGAGGGACCGCGAAGCCGCGGAUAUGGCCGCUCUUCACAUGUCGCGGCGCGUGGCCGCCGCGAGCAAGAUGGCAGAGAGCUCUGAGACGGAACCAGACGCCAGUCGCGGCUCGCUGGAGCAGAGCAACGAGGGCCCCGGGCGCAGGUACCAGGACCGCGGCCUGCGGAGGGGUAUCCGUAGCAGCUGGAACGGGACGAGGAGUUUCGGCGGACGCACUCGCGGGAGGGAUGUCAUAGACGAGGAGGGAGAGGGUAUCCCGCGUGAGGGCUCCGAUCGGGAUUCGGACACGAACCCUAAAAUGGUCGACAUCGGGUUGGACUCCCAGAUUCAGGACGCCGACGGCGGUCACGACGACGACGACGACGACGACGACGACGAUGACCCAUCUGCAUCUCUGCUGAACGAGGCGCCGACGGACUCUAGCCCGCCUGCAUUCCAGAAGUUCCGGCCCAAGUCCGGGGACCGCCGCAAAUUCCCACUGAGGAGGGAAGCCACUCAAGAGGACGACUUUGAAGAGGCUCAGCAGGCGGGCUCGGACGACGAGGCCCUCCCUGAGACGGUUCCCCUGGCCGAAGGGGAGAUUUUCAAGUAUGACCCCUUCUUCGCUUGGAUAUUCCUCAUCGCGUUGGCUGGUCUGGUGUCUACGUUUGUGCUCGUCUGGCUGCACACGGGCACGCCUAAAAAGGGAUGGGGCGACACUGUAUACACGACAUUACAAGCAUCCUUCCACAUGCUGGCCGUCGACACUCUCAUAUCGGUCCUAGUGUCUUUUGUCUGGCUGGCGGCGCUUCGGUCAUUCGCACGGCCGCUGGCGCUCGUGAUUCUCGUUGCGGUACCCAUCAUCAUGUUUUCCUUCACGUUGUAUCCCUUCAUUUCCAGCUACGAGGGCCGGUCGCAUGGGGCCAGUUUUCAGGACCGGGCCAUGCGGUGGGCUGCACUUGUCCCAGCCAUCUCGGCUGUAGUCUGGGUGUACAUGGCCUACAAGGGCAGGUAUGCCAUCCGCCAGGCAAUUGAGAUCCUGGAGUUCUCCACCAGGAUUCUCGCGGCGAACACGGCUCUCCUCAUCUUGGGUUUCGGUUGUCUAGCAUUAAUAGUGAGCUGGACGUGGAUCUGGAUGUGGAUGUUCUCGAGAAUCUUUUUAGGGGGCUACUUUUCGCGGAGGCUCGCCAGGUUCAUCAUCAGCGUGUCCAGCUGGUGGCUUGGGAUCUGGUUCGUCCUCAUGUACAUGUGGACCAUCGGCGUCAUCAAUGCAGUACAGCGCGCGACGACGGCGGCAACGGUGUCACAAUGGUACUUUCACCGCAACGCGGCGCCGGCACCGACGUCGGCGGAAAUUGUCACGGCGGCGCUCAACCACGCGACGACGACCAUCUUUGGAAGCAUCUGCGAGUCGACGCUGCUGGCACUGCUCAUCCGGGCGCCUCUCCUCGUGCUGCCUCGGAGAGUGGCCAACAUCCUCCAACACAUCGCAGCCAUGUGGAUUCCGACCCCUAUCGCAGCGCUCACGAAUCCUUUGACCAUCACGUACGGGGCGAUUCACUCGCAGAACCUGCACACGGCGGCGCGCGGCCUUAGCCAGAUGGACUUCCUCUCGCCGCAGCGGCCGACGACAACAUUGACACCGCAAGUGUUCAGCUCGAGGCGAUCCAGUCACUCUCCUUUGCUUCCCUAUCGACUGGCAAAGAUGCUUUUGUAUGCAACACGGUUCAUCAUGGCCACGGCGCUCGGGUUUGCGGGAUGGGUCAUGACAGCGAAGCAGCUCUCGAUCGCUCUGCCGGAUGGGAUGGGGGUACGGGGUUCGGCGUACGCAUAUGUGGUUGGCAUAGUGGCCAGUUUCAUUGGGUUUUCGGUCAUGGGAGCCAUGGAGGGGAUUCUCAGCGGCAUCUUGGAUGCGGUGGUCAUCUGCUACGGUAGCGAGCGGCGAAUGGCCAGCGGAGGCGGCGCCUACUGCAUGGAGGCGGCCUACCUCUUCGGUGAGAGGCGGCGGGACGAACGGGGCCUGCCUUGAGAGAGGGGUCGUGUUUGUUGUAUCUUGAUUUUGCAGUAUUCGGGUAUGAGUGAAAGAUUGCAUAGUCAGUCGUUGACGGCUUUCGGAGUUCCCUGUGCAGCGUAGGCUUUGCAUGUAUAGAUGUGAUAGACGCCU